Phytophthora nicotianae INRA-310 is the source of this 2791-nucleotide messenger RNA. RefSeq lists its product as hypothetical. Lineage: Eukaryota; Oomycota; Peronosporomycetes; Peronosporales; Peronosporaceae. The transcript has 5 exons. The coding region runs from base 212 to 1990 and encodes 592 amino acids. Gene Ontology annotation, molecular function: NAD+ binding. The record is from RefSeq and is a predicted model, not a curated record.
CUCUAACUUUAACCAAAAGCGCGCGCCUUCUUCGGGCCAGAACGAAACUUGCGGCGGCGGUCCUCGGUCUCCCUCGCUCUAUAAGCACGUCCGAGCGUGUAGCACCCGCAGUCCAAGCAGUAGAAUCCCAAGAUUUUAAGAACUCGCCUACCCCAGAGACAUUGCUGCUCAAAUUACUCCCGACGCCGUUUCUCGACGCUCAAGUACCGAAAUGGAGCAAUCAAUUCCGGACAAUAGUACCGUAACCGUUAGUAAUAGUAGCCCCCCACCUGCCAUGGUAGAGCAGACCAGCCCAGACAGCCCCAGCAGCGGAGGAGGCAGUCCCAGCGCCACAGGCAACCGAAACCGUAGCGUGAGCAUGAAUAUGCACUCAAACGCACCGCCCAGCAAGAAACAGCGGGCUUCAGACGACGAAUAUGAACAAGCAACGCCCCCUCCAGCCCCUGCACCAGGUUCAACGUCUCCGUACUCAGCUGCAGAUGCAGUGGACGCAGCUUCAGCAAUUACUGAAUCGCGAGACCAAGUGAGCGACGAGACGGACGCGCCGGACGUUGAAGAGGACCAAGUGGACGACUCCGGUUCAGGUUCAGCUGUGCCGACACCUGUGCCGCCAUUCGGGGACGACGACGAUUCAUCCUCCGAAGAAAGCGACGUCAAUGAAGAGGCCUUUAUGAAUUGGCUAAUGGACCAGAAGACCGCUGGGAUGCCUGCCGGGCAGAUGCUGGAUGCUCUGGGCUUGGGUGUGUCGGACGGAGUGGCGGUGGAUGAUGAUGAACUGUGGGAAGCCAUGUUCUCCAUGGGCAUUCGACUUAUCAAGCCAGCAGCUACGAGACCACGAGAGAAGUUGGAUAGUGUCAACACGCUUCAAGAUGUGGCAUCGUUGCUGCGCUCGAGCAAGAAGAUUGUGGUGCUGGCUGGAGCAGGUAUCUCAGUGUCCUGCGGUAUCCCUGACUUUCGAUCCGAGAAUGGCAUUUACAGUCGCCUUGGUGAGUACAACCUUCCAAACCCGCAGUGCAUGUUCGACAUCGAGUUCUUUCGAUCCAACCCGAAGCCGUUUUUCGCGUUUGCAAAAGAAUUAUUUCCCAAAUCCAGCGGGUUCACGUUUGUACCAUCUCCCAGUCACUAUUUCCUAAAGCUGCUGGAGGAGAAGGGCAAGCUACUUCGAAUUUACAGCCAGAACAUUGACAUGCUGGAACACGCAGCGGGUAUUUCUCACGAGCACGCUGUGCUUUGUCACGGUUCCUUCGCGACGGCAACGUGCUUAGCUUGCAAACGGACGUACCCGAACGACGCGAUCCGCGAGGACGUGCUGAAUCAGCGGGUGCCUAUGUGUCAGUCUUGUAAUUCGCCGGAUGGAAUCGUCAAACCUGACAUCGUGUUCUUCGGUGAGUCUUUGCCAAGGAGAUUUCAUGACUCUGUCAAGAGUGACGAAGGCGAAGCGGACCUGGUUCUCGUCAUGGGAUCGUCGCUCAAGGUGAACCCUGUGCGCAGCAUCGUCGGUCGCUUCAAGAAGGAUACGCCCAUGAUCCUAAUCAACAGAGAACCAGUGGGUCGCCCACACAAGUUUGACGUAGAGCUGUUAGGAUAUUCAGACGAGAUUGUGCAGGAGCUGUGUCGACUGCUUGGAUGGGAGAUCCCGCAGCCUGAUCCCGUUCUGCUGGGCCAAUCCAAUCUCCCUCCACCCCCUGUUGUACCUACAAGCAGCCUCGCACCGCUGUCGUUCGAGUUUGUUUCCCCGUCAAGGCAUUUGUUCAACGGUUCCAAGUCAACAUACUGCAGUUCCAGCGACGACGAAAGCAGCAGUUCAUCCAGCGAGGAAGGAACAGGCGAGGAAGGAGCCAUUGAUGCAGAUGCAGCAGUGGCUGUAGCAAUGGAUGCAGAUGACGAGAAGAAAGCACCGCCUACCGACGAAUUUCCAAAGGACGACCAAGACGAACUGAUGGGAAGUGGCAACGAGUUGCUAGGGGCCUCAAGCUUUGACGACAAUUGAACUAUUGAUCGAUAUUGAGCCUCAGCACUACUCAAGCCAAGUCGCUAUCCGGCGCUUUCAUCGAACCCAGCCGGCUAGACAUGCUUCCCUUGUCAUGUCCAACGUAUCCCAAGGCUGAAGACGGCUUUGGUGCCAGCCCACAUCUUCUCCUGUUGCCUAAAUUCCUGCUGGAUAUCUGUUGAUAAGCCAUACUUCAAGAAUCCCUGAGCAACAAAGCAAUACUUAUGAGCUCAACCGGGAUCAAGUAACAUGUUCGUCUGCUUGGCGAGCCUAUUUGUAAGUAGAUAUGCGUCUUGCAUUAUUGCAUCUAUCCGAAACCACAGAGUUCCGUACCAACAGUUUCUAUCCGCUAUUGCGUGCUGCUUGUCAGGUCUCCUUGCUGCAAGAUUUCUAGACUUCGGCUUGGACGAGCACAGGGCGGACCAUUCGACCUUGUGGAGUUCGAAGCAUGGCAAGGGCGUAAUGGCCCUUCUUCCCGAACUUCUGACCCUGGCUAGCAAGGAAGAGUUGCUGAAGUGGUUCGCAAGCGAUGAAGCCGACAGCGCGGAAAGCGCCCUUGGGCCGGUCGUAGAUCGCUGACGUCACGUAGCCGAUCAGAGAUCGCUAGCAAUACGUGAACAAAUGAGCAAAUGUUAGCCUCUUGUUGCUGUGCAACUGACCAAAAGGGUUGUCUUUACCUCGUUAGUCUUGGACAUCCCAGCCUUGUUCUUCUUGCUCAGAACAACAUCGUAGCCGUUCCAGUUCUUGUCAUUGAGAAAAUGUUCCAUGUCGUCGGCUGAAGGUGUGAAGAGCUGAUCCCAG